AUGGCCAACCUGGCGGUAACAUAUAUGGAACAAGGCCGAUGGGAGGAGGCGGAGCCGCUUAAUGUGCAGGUCAUGGAGACUUGCAAGACGAAGCUAGGCGUGGACCAUCCUGACACGCUGACGAGUAUUUCCAUCUUGGCAUCGACGUAUUGGAACCAGGGCCGAUGGGAGGAGGCGGAGCAGCUCGAGGUGCAGGUCAUGGAGACUCGCAAGACGAAGCUCGGCGUGGACCAUCCUGACACGCUGACGAGCAUGGCCAACCUAGCGUCGACGUAUAGGAACCAGGGCCGAUGGGAGGAGGCGGAACAGCUCGAGGUGCAGGUCAUGGAGACUCACAAGACGAAGCUAGGCGUGGACCAUCCCGACACGAUAAUGAGUAUGGCCAACCUGGCGGUAACAUAUAUGGAACAAGGCCGAUGGGAGGAGGCGGAGCCGCUUAAUGUACAGGUCAUGGAGACUCGCAAGACGAAGCUGGGCGUGGACCAUCCUUCCACGCUGACGAGUAUGGCCAACCUGGCGGUAACAUAUAUGGAACAAGGCCGAUGGGAGGAGGCGGAACAGCUCGAGGUGCAGGUCAUGGAGACUCGCAAGACGAAGCUAGGCGUGGACCAUCCUGACACGCUGACUAGUAUGGCCAACCUAGCGUCGACCCUUUGGAACCAGGGCCGAUGGGAGGAGGCGGAACAGCUCGAGGUGCAGGUCAUGGAGACUCGCAAGACGAAGCUAGGCGUGGACCAUCCUGACACGCUGACGAGUAUGGCCAACCUAGCGUCGACGUAUAGCAACCAGGGCCGAUGGGAGGAGGCGGAGCAGCUUGACGUGCAGGUCAUGGAGACGAGCAAGACGAAGCUGGGCGUGGACCAUCCUUCCACGCUGACGAGUAUGGCCAACCUGGCGGUAACAUAUAUGGAACAAGGCCGAUGGGAGGAGGCGGAACAGCUCGAGGUGCAGGUCAUGGAGACUCGCAAGACGAAGCUAGGCGUGGACCAUCCUGACACGCUGACGAGUAUGGCCAACCUAGCGUCGACGUAUAGCAACCAGGGCCGAUGGGAGGAGGCGGAGCAGCUUGACGUGCAGGUCAUGGAGACUCGCAAGACCAAGCUCGGCGUGGACCUGACACGCUGA
Molecule: messenger RNA, 1125 nt
Organism: Penicillium argentinense
Lineage: Eukaryota; Fungi; Ascomycota; Eurotiomycetes; Eurotiales; Aspergillaceae
Exons: 1
Coding region: 1-1125 (374 amino acids)
Cellular component (GO): kinesin complex
Molecular function (GO): protein binding
Source: RefSeq, a predicted model, not a curated record